AACAAAUUCAUCCUCAACAUGCGGAUUUGGAUUGACCUUUCCACGUUUUGUUCUAUCACACACUAUGAUCUGCAUCUUCGUCAAUGACCAUCCACCUUGAUCAUUCAUCAUCCACGUCCACUUUCAUCUCUUCCUCGGUCACCUUGACCAUUGGCAUUCAUCACCACCUCAAUUCUCCUCCACCAAACAGAACCAACCACAUUCGGAGUGCAUUGGCACUCAAUUCUGCAUUGCAGAAACAUGUCACAACAUUUGGCAAGGCUUCGAGCUUCUCGGGCCAUGACCCCUCUAUUCAGUGAUGAAUUGAUCAUCAGCAAUGAUCAAAUCAGCUGUUUCCGUCACCUGUUCUCGAGACGUGAAUCAGUCCAGCUGGCUCCCACCAUAUUCCACGUUCAUACUCAUAUUCCUGCUUCCAUCCUUCCUUGCACUUGUCACCGAACAAUGGCCCAUGUCCAACACAAAUGCUUCUCACUCUCUUCCCGGUACGCCAUGACUUUCCCAGAAGGAAGUACGAGGCAAGCCUGCAUCAGAACUCCAGCGUCACUUCGUGACUGCACAAUGGCUCUUCUGUGCAGCUACUUCUCCUUUGCUCAUCAGUCAAGCGUGCUACGGCACUGCAAUUUGCAGAGCUUUGGUGAUUUAAUGCCUCUUGGAAAACUUCUGGGUCGGUCUGGUUGGAAAGGAUCAUAGAGUUGAGGUUUCUGCUGUGCUUGUGAAUAGUCUUGUUUGUUUUUCGACUUGUUGCCUGGGAGAUGCGAAUGUACCAGAGUC
This is a messenger RNA of Pseudomassariella vexata, 771 nucleotides long. RefSeq lists its product as uncharacterized. The transcript has 4 exons. The record is from RefSeq and is a predicted model, not a curated record. Lineage: Eukaryota; Fungi; Ascomycota; Sordariomycetes; Amphisphaeriales; Pseudomassariaceae. The coding region runs from base 241 to 690 and encodes 149 amino acids.